UUGAAGCUGGCAAACGAUUCGAACACUGCUGGGGGUGGCCCUGAGAGGCCACCACAGCGGGAGCAAGCGCAACAACAGGAACAGCCAAACAACAAUCAGGAAGCAGCAGCUGGAGGAAGGGCCAGCAAUCAGAAUGGUCCCCCGGAAGCAGCGGCUUGUGGUCCGCAAGAAUGGAACGCCAACAAUAAUGGCCCUAGUGGCGGUAACAACAACAACAACAGUAACAAUCCCCAGAAUCCGAAUAAUCAGAACGCAAAUAACGAGGAAUGCGAUCGGUUCAGUUUCGAAGAUUCCGACCGUUUCGAGGAGGACUCGCUGUGCAGUUGGAGCUCCGAGCCGGAAAGUGUUUGUAAUAACUGGCGUGGUUGGAAGAAACCCGCUGGUACCUUGAACACGUUCGGUGCCAAUGGAAAUCGGAAGACGUCCGAUGGAGAUGUGACGACACUGACAGAACUGGCGGCCCGCUGUGUCGCCUCAUACAUCCCAUUUGAGCUGGUGGAACAUGUGUACCCACCAGUACCGGAGCAGCUACAGCUGCGAAUCGCUUUCUGGAGCUUUCCGGACAACGAAGAAGACAUUCGAUUGUACUCCUGCUUGGCAAACAGUUCCGCCGACGAGUUCCAUCGAGGCGAGCAGUUGUUCAAGAACAGAGCGGUUAAGGAUCCGCUGCAGAUAGGAUUUCACCUGUCGGCAACCGUUGUCGUGACUCAACCCCGGAAUCAAUUCAAUGUAGCUGUAACCUUUGACAGACGACGAAUUUCCUCCUGCAGCUGUACUUGUGUGCCCGCCGCGUACUGGUGCUCGCACGUAGUGGCUGUUUGCCUUCAUAGAAUUCAUUGUCCCACGAAAGUUAGCUUACGCGCUCCCGUCUCGGAAUCGCUCUCCCGAUUGCAACGCGAUCAACUGCAAAAAUUUGCUCAGUAUCUUAUAAGCGAACUGUCUCAGCAAAUUCUUCCGAUCGCACAACGGCUACUGGAUGAGUUACUAAGUUCUCAACCGACGACCAUCAACACAGUAUGUGGAGCACCAGACCCGACGGCUGGGGCCUCCGUUAACGAUCAGACCAACUGGUAUCUGGAUGAUAAGACUUUACACGACAACAUAAAGAAAAUUCUGAUCAAAUUCUGUCUACCGACGCCUAUGGUAUUCAGCGAUGUGAAUUACUUGACCAACUCGGCUCCGCCGGCGGCUGCCGAGUGGAGCUCCUUACUACGUCCUCUGAGGGGCAGGGAACCCGAGGGUAUGUGGAAUUUGCUGUCCAUAGUACGGGAAAUGUACAGACGCUGUGACAGAAAUGCGGUACGAUUGCUGGAGGUCAUAACCGAAGAAGUUAUGGCAUGCGAUCAGAUUUUGGUAUGGUGGUUCAACAUCAAACUGGCCCUGUUGGUAGGGUCUAAUGGACAUGGUGGAGGUAAACACAGUAAUACUCAUUCGAAUUCGAAUGCGACUCAGCAUGCGUGUGCUUCGCUGUGCGAUGAAAUUGUAGUUUUGUGGAGAUUAGCCUCGUUGAAUCCCGGAUUGGCACCUGACGAGCGGGACAUGCUGCACGCGCAGUUCACGACGUGGCACCUGAAGAUACUGGAUCGGGUAGCGAAAAAUAUGGUAGCUUCUUCUUCGCACAGUAGCAAGCAACAGCAGAAUUUAAGGAAUGAUGCCGAAUUGUUUGCUGGAUUUAAACCGGCAAUCGAAGCUUGCUAUCUGGACUGGGAAGAUUAUCCAAUCGAGGGUAUAACGCACACACAGGACACGAACCCAAUGUACCACUGUCCGUUCACCUGUUUCAAGCAGAACAGCGAGUCGAAAGCUGAAUCCUGUCCGGGACUUGUCAACUCGAGCCAAGCGAUAUUACAAAACAACGUGAAGCAAUUUCAACAGAUGCCACAUCAUCACCAUUUCAGUCAUCAUCAUCAUCAUGGUCAUGGUACGAACCACGGUAGUACAGCAGUCGCGUCCACCUCAUCCAGUUCAGGUGUUGGAGGAGGAUCUGGUAGUGCGGCAAUUAUCGUUAAUACUAGCAAUGGGAUGGCAAUUGCCAGUAGUAGUAGCAAUUCCGGAGCAGUCAAAUCUCAUCACAGACGUGACUACCGGCACCGUGAUCGUUGCUAUGGGUCUAGCAACAGCAGUAGCGAUAGUGUCCCCGAUCGUUUUAAGGAGGCGACGGGAGGUUCUUCAAAAAUUGAACACCACUUAUCGACAGCUGUUGGCAGUGGAAAUACUGGCGGGAAUCGGUCUAGUGUUAGUAGUGAAGGAUUUUGUGAGAACGAUGACGACGUGAAUGUGACUGAUGAUUUACCUGUUCCGGGAGUCAUCAAGAAAGACGAAAUCGUAAGUGACUCGAAUAGUUCUUCGUCGAGUUUGGAAGAAAGUGCGACGAAAUUUGCGACUAACGAACCAUCGGACAGUAGCGAUGCUAACAGCAUUUUGAAUGACAUGAACAACUAUGAAAUCUCUGGCAAUAUAAAACUAUUCGAGAUUUAUAAUCAGGAUGUGCUACCGGGAACGUCUAGUUCUCCAUAUUCAUCCUCUCCUUCAACAGCUACUACCGCUACAAAGGUCAUCCCAGUCGACGCUAACCGAACAAGUCCGAACAGACAGCAUUCGAGCGAGAGCACUGGUAAACAGCAUACGGGUUCUGCUAAGGACCUAUCGCCCGAUUCAGAUCGAAACGCACGAAGACCUUCGAAAGAUGAAAGUCUUUCUAGCUCGGACAGCCAACAAAAUAUAGACGAGUAUAAUAUGUACUACUAUGAUUCGAAGCAAGCACAGGCUCAGCAGCAGCAAGAAAUUUUGCAAAGACAACGGCAACCGUUGGAACCGAAACAACAGCCGCAGCAAGUUUUCUCCAACCUAAAACCUACGGAAGACGCUUGGGACAUACUAUUUGCCCGGGCUGAGGGACUACAUGCUCACGGGCAUGGUCGGGAGGCCUGUACGUUGGGCGUUCGUCUAGCGGAGGAAAUGCUGGCAAAUCCUCCAAAUUUGAUGAUCGAACUUCCACCUCCACCGAAGAAGAAGGGCAAAAAGCAUAACAUCAAUCCAAUUUCUCAUCAACUUAGUGUACUGGCGUCGGCUACGCUGGCAAAGUGUGCUUUCCUGUGUACUGUACUGGCGGAAAACUCUGAACACUAUCAUCUGGCGUUCCGAGUUUGCUUGUAUGGGUUGGAAAUGUCACGUCCCCCGGCAAGUACAAAACCCUUAGAGGUCAAACUUGCUAACCAAGAAUCGGAUUUGUUGGCCCUGCUAAAACGUAUUCCCCUCGGACACGCUGAGCUGAAAAUCAUUCGAGAUAGAGCUGAAGCCCUGCGGGAUGGUACGUUGAAAUCACGCGGCGAAGCUCUACUGCCUAUCAUGUUGGCUAGCUUUAUAUUUGAAGCGUUGGUAAUGCCAAGCAUCAUCGGUAGGGAAAAUCGAAUGAAAGUUAUGAGUCAAUCGUUUCGAAUGCCAACCGACGAAAAUCUCGGAUUUGAAGCGGCUGUUGCUGCUCUAGGUUUGAAAGCAAAUGUGUCCGAAGCGGAGCAUCCUCUACUUUGCGAAGGAACUCGACGCCAGCGAGGAGAUCUCGCUUUAACAUUGCUUGCUUACUACAAAGAUGAACCGAGAAAAAUCUGUCGCGUGAUGGAGAAAUUGUUGGACCGGGAGAUUCAUUCACUGAUCAAAACGCCACUGCUCCCCUCAUACUAUUCAAACAAUCCGCCGACACGCAGUCAGACUUCACAGCUACGAAUGGAAGAGUACGAAUCAAGUACCCAACAGCUGUAUGGGGGUGGAGAACUACAGCAACCACAUCAUCCCGGAUUGCCACAGAAUGACUUCAUCGUAAACAGUCGACCCCAAAGUAGCACAAGUGCCGAAAUGGAAAUUGGAAUUGGUGCGCUGAACUUGGGUCAACCACAACCAAUGCCGGCUGGACCAGCUCCUGGUCCUUCAAACACUCAACCGAUCAUGUCAGGACCCCCUGGUAGUGUAGCUGGAUCCGUAUCUACAACGACGACGCGAUCCAAGGACUCUCGCUACAAAGGCAAGCGAGCGUAUCCAUCGAUUCCUAACCAACCGUCGGAAGCAAGUGCACACUUUAUGUUUGAGCUAGCCAAAAACGUGCUAACCAAGGCCGGUGGGACUUCUUCAACCUCGUUGUUCACACAAGCCUCGACAAACCAGAAUCAUCAGGGACCUCAUCGAGGGUUACAUAUGUGCGCUUUCCAACUAGGACUGUACGCUCUCGGGUUACACAACUGUGUCAGCCCAAAUUGGCUCUCUAGAACUUACUCAUCGCACGUAUCGUGGAUCAUUGGUCAGGCGAUGGAUAUUGGAGCACCAGCUAUUUCCUUUCUGAUCGACACAUGGGAAGGCCAUCUGACACCGCCGGAAGCUGCUGGUAUGGCUGAUCGUGCCUCUUCUCGUGGAUGGGACAGUAACAUGGUGAAUCCAGCUGCUGAGCUGGCCCUAUCUGUGUUACCACACUCGGCUGCACUAAAUCCAAAUGAGAUUCAACGCGCUAUCCUGCAAUGUAAGGAACAAAGCGAUAGGAUGCUCGAGCGGUCCUGUUUGACGGUGGAAAAUGCUGCUAAAGGUGGAGGCGUCUAUCCCGAAGUUCUCUUCCAAGUAGCUCGCUAUUGGUACGAGCUGUACUUGAGAAAUACCCCAGGAGGUGAACUGGAACUGAACGAACAGCACGAAUACUUUAGCGUGAAUCUUAUGUCACUGAUGGAUUCAAGCGAAAUGCAACAAGCUCAACCACCGCCGCCAUCGAACCCGUCGGUUGUGGUGAGCGCGACGCCACCUCAACCGUACCAGCAAACCGUAACCACGUUGGCUCCUAUAGGACUGGCUCCGUACGGACCCUACAGUUUCCCUUGCCAGGGAAUAUAUCAUCAGAACCUUCCCUACCACGCCAACCAAAUGCAAAUGUAUAUAUCGACACCUCCGCAAUUCCAAUACCCUCCUCCACCUCCGCACAAUAACCCUCCCCAGCAGCCGCCGGGAGCUUAUCAACCACCACUGAAUGCUGGCUACCAGCCCAUGCAGCCACAUCCAUCCGUGCCACCACAGGGCUACAAUCCCCAGCAGUACCCGCAGGUUCCUGUUCAGGUACAGGUCCCUCCUCCGCCUCCGAACCAGCAACAACUCCAGCAGAACAUGCAAUACUAUGGACCACAAGCUGUCCCGAUGCAACAGCCUCCACAGUCUCAGCAACCACCUCCACCACGGCCUCAACCAGGACAUGGUUAUCCGCCGUAUGCCGUUCCGCCAUCAACUCCUCCGGUACGGCCACGACAUCCGCAUCAAUUUACGCCCACUCAACUGCGAUAUCUGCUAGCGGCGUACAAUGCCGGCAUGCUGGCACUAGAGACACUCGCACGCCGCGUACAUGACGAUCGACCACAGGCCAAGUAUGCUCGUAAUCCACCCUACGGCGAAGAUGUUAAAUGGCUGCUACGAAUCUCGAAACGACUCGGAACUCAGUAUUUGCAUCAGUUUUGUGUCUGCGCAGUGAACUCCAUCGUAUCGCCGUUUGUGCUGCAUGAGGUGGCAAUCGAAUCGGCAAACUAUCUGUCCCGAAACAACCCCGGUCUGGUGAUGCAGCACCUGCGAACACCACUGGCACCCUUGAUGCAAAAAUGUCAGCAAAUGUACAUACAGUGUAUUCACCAGAAGCUGUAUCAUUUGACUGUAGCGGAUUACGAAGAGUUUACCAGCACCAUACUUUCGGCGAGAAAUGCAUUCCAGAUUACACCCGAAGGCACCGCUCAGUUUAAAGACUGGCUGCAAUCAAUCAAGAGGUCAAAAUCCUGCAAGAAAGAACUGUGGACGCAAAUCAACGCCGCCCUUAACUCCAAAUGACAACGACUAGAGUCGAUCGGUUCCGAACUGAACAGUCUGUCUUCGGCUACCGGCCACGUUCCCAAUGCAUCGGUAGCAGCAGCACCAGCCGGCGCACCAGCAUCGGCGAUAGCGACAACAUCACCGACGCUACCCUUGUCGGUAGCUUCAUCAUCUACUGGACCAUCGACUCGACAGGCAACCAACGCAAUGGUUACCAUCAGUAACCGAGUAAUUGUUGACGAUGAAAACAACGUCAAACUAUCCACGGUAGCACCAACAUCGUCCACAACGGUAGCCACACUACCACCGUCGGCAUCGGCAGCAAUUUCAGCUGCUGCAGUUGCAGUGGCAGCCACAGGUACCCUAGCUAGUAUGAAACAUCUGGGUCACAACCCGGCAGGUAAUCAUAGAAGCGUCAACGGCAGUAAUCUGUUGUCCCAACAAUCGCAACAGCAACCGUUUCAUCAUCAACCACCCUCAUUAUCCCAUUCGCUAGUUCAACCCCCUCCCCAACCACAACCCGGAACAAUGCCCCACUCUACCUUGGGAGGUCCGUCUCAACACCAUGCGCCUCCACCAGGACAGUUACCUUCCUCCUUCCACCAUUUGCCACCAGGGGUAUCCGCUACCGCUGGUUCCACCGGUGGGGGUCCCACGCCCGGGGGUUCAAAUUAUCACCAUCAUCAUCAUCACCAUCAUCAGGCUGCAGCCAUGCUAACACUGGCGGUCAGUAAUCCAUCAACUGCGCUGCCACACCAGCACCAUCAGCAGAAUAUCAACCUAAACGUGAAUCAUCACGUGAUCUCCGCACCAAUCGUGGUGGACUUUUCCAACAUGACCGUCAACUGUGUUCAGCUAGGACAGGAAAACCAACACAGCACCGUUCCGGUGGGGCCAGCCGGUCCAGCAAUGCCCCCGGGCGUCGGCAGGCUGAAGUAGACGCUGUAAAGGUUUUAGUUAAAACAAAACUAACAAAAAAAAGAAAGUAGCAACGGAUUAUUCUCUUAGAGGUUAGGUACUUUUAGGUUUUUUUCCGGCUAGCGCUAAAAUAGUAGAAAAAAUAGUGUCAAAUCAACGACGGGGAUCAUCGUUAGCAUUCGCGUUGGUGGCGAGGCAAAGUAAUGCGGAGUUUUGGGGAUGUUUUGCGUACUUCCUGUUGUAGAUGAAAGGUCAUUUGCUGCAAAAUUCGGAAUCAUUAUUUUUGUGUGGUGAAGAUAAGAAUGAUUGUAUUUUUGGGACUCGGCAAAAAGACAUUUUCUAAAGCACCCAUGGCAAAAGUGGAUGUUUAUCUUGCACAAUUAACCAUGUUAGUCGACUGCUUUUAGACAGCACGGUCAGAGGCAAAUGUUGAUUGUGUACUUGAAACCGAGCCAAGAAAACGCUUUCUUUAAUGGAACACUGUCCGUUAGCAAGGAUAUAGUGAUGAACAGACUUUGACAGCAAUCAACAUGAUGAGCCUAGACGCUAAGGUGCAUGCUCUAGGACAUGUCCAGGAGCACUUCAGUCUAGAUUCAUAAUUAUUGACUGCUCUAAAAUUUAAAGCCGUGAAUUAGAAAAAUAGAGCUAACUUUCUCCAGCAGCAGUUUUAGGUAAAUUAGUUAUGGAAUUUGCGGUUUCGAUUUCGUGUCAUCAGUAUCCAACACUAACUUAGUGAUAGGACUCAGCUAGCGCUGAAUUGACGCUAGCUCCAUAAGAAAAGAAAAAUAAUUGUGUUCCUGAGAAAACCCACAGUCAAGCGUGAUGUCUCCCAAAAUUUAGGUGGUUUAGAAUUCUACGAAACUCCAGAUGUUGGCGUAAAAGAAAUUGACCGCCUAGUAGAGGGCUGAUGAAAGUGCGCUAAAUACAGCUACACUACCCAUGAUCGCAUAUUUGUGCCGUUUUCUACGGGAUUUCCAAUCUUUAUGGGACUGACUUGCGAUCAUAGGCAGUACAUAGAUAACCUGUCUCGUGAUCUGAUCAGAUUUUCGAUCCCAGAUUUUUACAGUUGUAAGUAUAUUCAAAACAUUGAAAAUUGCCUAUUUUUCAGCGAUUUUUGGUUUCAGUUUGUACAGAAAAAAGGGGUCGAAGUUUUCAUUGUCGAAAAUGGAGCGGAUUUCGAAAAAAGAUGUUGGCAACACCGAGGUAUUGCUCGCCUCUUGAAAGAUAGACAACUUGUUCCUGUCCUGUUUUGCGUGACCCAAAGGCAUGCAACGGUUGGACGCCCAGUAAAACUACCACCGUUGAUAAUAGUCAUAUCAAAACACCUUCUACUAUGAACCCUUUCAAACCAGCAACGAAGAUCAGGGAUGAGCUAAUAUUAUCUGUUCUAUGACCAUAAAAUCGAUGUUAUUCAGUGGACAACAAAAUAUAUGGCUCUUAAAUCGGUAGAAAACUUGCGGUAGAUCGUAAAAAAAAACAAAUUAGUUUGCGAAAAAUCACCAAAGUGCACACGAAACAGCUUUGUUACUUCCCGCACCUUAUCUUACCAAUCAGUCUAAGGCCGUGAUGUCUUUUGCUGUAUCGAGAAGUCGUCUCAAGUUGACUCGGUCCCUGACUGUUUGUUGUCAGUCUUGCAGCACACGAAGACUCCUCAGGCCCCUACAACUUAGUUGAUUCACGUAGCACACUGUGCACCUCUCCUCCCUGUACUUGUCAGACCAGUUUCGAGAAUCAUUUUAACGGGUUGUUGUACGCCAUUCUGACGACGUAUCGAUGUGCGAACGAUGCACCGCCAGCAGCUUCGAGUACACGACCGCUGUCAGUGGUUUCUCAAACAUAGAAAAUUCAAAACGUUUGCAGCACCGUCCAUAGCGUACCGCAUAUUUGGUGGUUAAGAGUCAGCUAGUGCUACCGGAUUCCUUUGCGAAGGAGAUCAGGAAUUUGCGCAGUCGGAGAAACUUCUGAACGUUGCUAUUGAAGGUGAGAAAUGCACCACCGAGAGCUGAUCCAUUGGAGAGGUUGAACAGUUUCGGGAUAAGGGUGAAACAGUUAUGCGACCAUCUUCAAGCGUCGGGACUCUGCAACCACCUAAACAAUCCGAUGUCGGUGGAACAGCACAAAUUUCCGCCGAGCUACAAACUGGAUUGGGUCCGCAUAAGCGACGAAAGCAAGGAACAGUCCGUUGCGGAUGUUCACGAAUUUCACCAAUUAUAUCGUUUCCAAUGUGUAAUUGGGACCGGAGUUCUCGACGUUGUCGAGCAAGGGGUUCGUUGAUCAUCACGACGUGGAUCAGAUGAAGCCAGUGGAACCAUGCUGGAUCUGUAAACGAAUGGAUCAUCUCGUCAUAUAUUGUUACGAGUUCAAGCGAAUGUUGUAGUCAGAUUGAGAAAGGCUGAUCGGUAUGUUGUGUUUGCUCGAACAAGUGCGGGAACAGUCGAUGGACCUUGAAGAUUCGAUGUUUGGCGCAGAACAUUUUGCAUCUAUAAUUUUUAAUUAAAAAGAUGGAUUUUGGAGAAAUAUAAAUAAAUAACGUGUGGUUACGUUACCAAUCACAAAUCAAGUGAUCGACCAAGUUUAUUCCCGUCGACAGUAAAGAUCGUAUGUUCACUUAUGACAGCUGAAAAUGGGUUCGGACUUUUACGCCCACUCCUGUGCAACCCAUACACACUUAUUUGUGAGUUAUAAUGAUUCAUUACAGCAUUGAGUGGAGGAAUCGCUUCGGCUACAGAAGGUAGAUUGUAAUGCCACCGGAAAGGCAGAUAGUGCGGUUAUUUUUCCCAUGAUGCCAGUGACACUUGAUGUUGCCAAACAGCAGUUCUAUACUUCUGCGUUUUUCGACAAAGGAUCGUCGGCUAUGUUGGUGGAUGAUCUGGUGUCCAAGUGGCUGGAGGCCGACGAUACGUAAGAGCCGUUAUUAGUGACGUAGACGGGCAGCCACUUUGAGAACGAUUCGAGGAAGGGAGGAUGAAGUCGGCGAAGCGUUCGAAGGAGAAGUUUCCGCUGUUCAACACACGAACGGUAUCAGAGUUGGCGCUGCCGAAGUACGAUUCGCAGAUGUGGUGAAAAAGUAUUCUAGUUGGUGUUCUGGUGAAAGACUAUCCGUCAGCAAAACCGAGAACAUUGCUCCAUUUAUUUACACCGCUGGAGUCACGAAUCGGUAAGUUGAACGAACCUAUUGCCGUACAGUCGAAGAUAGGUUGGACAGGAUACGGUUCAGAGAACCGAAAAUGGAGUGCGCACACCUACCUGAGCCUACACUCGAUCGUUGCGGAAGGCAACCAAGAUCUCCGUGGCAUGAUGCGAGACAAUAUAUGCUGGAUGAGACAGCGAUUGCGACGUUCGCUGUACCGUAAUCGAUGGAGGAGAAAAUGACUCCAGAGAUGCUUGAUUUGGCGACGAAGCAAGUGGACGAUCGCUUUAAAGCGGAAUUAUUGUGACGUGACGACAUAAUACGACUCUUCGGCAGUUACUCGAUGGCUGUACGCAGGAAGAAGACUGGAAGAGUCCAAAUUUGAAGAAAAACGUGUACCAGCAGAUCGAGAACUAUCAAGCCAAAUUAUAGGCACUCACGGCAAGUGAUGCUGAAUCGAAGGGUACGCCGCGAACUGCUACGUGGUGCUUACUGCUCAAUAACGGGAUGAAUCCGGAGAAACUGGGAAAGGUGCUUCUGGUCCGGGAUGAUGUAACAUCAGACAAUGCAGUCUCUCUUAACUCAAAGCUAUUUGAAAGUGAUCUGUAAUUUUUGAGAACGGCCAAUGUCCUUUGGAUGUGACAUUCAAGAAAUGUAUCAUCAGAAUGGAUUAGACCCGAGGAUAAGUAUGUUCAGCUCAAUUUGUAAAGUAUUUAAACACAGCAGAUUUUGUGGAAAAGUACCAUAAAGCGGUAGAAGCCAUCGUGAAGAGUCAUUACUACGACAGAGUGGAUACGAUCGAAGAAGUGAUCUAGCGAAGUGAAAUACUUCCAUUCCUUGCGUGUGGAGGAUUUUGGAUCAAAAACCCUGCUAGUUUUUUAACAGAUGGGAGAAAAGAGUGUAGAUUCCAGUGUGUAUUGCAACCGGAACAAGAACACCGUAUACGAGAGUAUGCUAGGCGUUGUUUGGGACCUGGUUGAAGACGAGUGGCUUUGCACCGUUGAAGUGGAUCCUGGCUGCGGUUCUUGCGGUACGGCUGUCACGAACAAUCAAGAAGAAUCACAACUACACGAUCAGUAGAGUAGUGUUGUAGUGGAUCGACGCAGAAAUUGUGUCGGUCUGAUCAGCCCCGCUACAAGAAAUGUUGCAGUGAUUUUUGACGAAGCUGAAGGACAGACUGGCAACGGGCUUCGACGAGACUAAAUAUGGCGAAUCUGGUGAUCAAAUUGAGUAAAGGUCCGAAGAUACUCCCCUACAGCCCGUGGUAAGUGGGCAGCAAUUUUUGCACAGCAGUGCGGAAAAGUAACCGAAGAGAAAAUUACCUCCGGCUAACACUACAGAGGAACUUCGGGUUUCAUUUGUUGCUGAAGGAUGUUAAAGUGGAACAGGCUAUUGUGGACGCCAAUCGCUUCUUGAACUGGACAAAGCUGGUAAGGACGAUUGCAAACUGUAAUUUUUGUUGCGGGAGACAUGCUAAACUUUCGUCCGAUAACGUACGUUUCACAAAAGUCUGACGAAGCGGGUGCACUUAUUCCAAACUACUUUUUGCGGGGACUCUCCUGAAUCUACCGGGCGUAAAUCUUUGUUCAACUUAUCCAGCGGUGGCGCUUCGAGACGCGUUCCAGUGAUCCCAGCAGUUGUUCAGCGUUCUGUGGGAACGUUGGGCCAAGAAGUACGUUCCUUCGCUGAAUCAUAGGAGAAAGUGAUACAUUAAUAGUAGGAUAUAUGGUCUACGUAGUCGAAGCUAGUAAUCGGAAGUGCUGGAUCCGUGGACGGUGGACUGAAACAUAAGUAAACAAACUAUAAGAACAAAAUAGAUAAAAUAGCUAUUAUAGAACUGAAAUGGAUAGAUAAUUAAUUGGAAUGGGAAAAUGAUUUGAAUUCAGUUAACAAAUUUGAGCUGCACAAUAACGGUUGAUUUACGAAAAUAUUGUUUUUACCUACGAUCCGAACAAGAUUUUGACGUAGGACUACGUCUUUGUUUUCGAUAUGGGGGUGCAUGUUGCAAAUUCAACAGAAAUGGUAUGUAACGAAAAGUGGUCAGGUUUUAAACGCUUAUAUUACAGCCAUCUCGCGAUAAAUUGUCGGAAUUUUUGCACAUAUCGAUCAGAAAGGUUUCUAUUAAAAGAUUCCAAUGGAUAAACACAUAGAUUCAGUGCUGCGAAAAUUCAAAAUCAGUUACCUAUUUCUACUUGAAUUUACCGAAGCCAACAUUAAUAUUCACCGCUUCCCUCAUUAAUUAACUUUCCAGCUGACUGAAAUUUCAUGCAGAAUAAAAUGCUUGAGUGCAGAGGAAUCAUAAAUUUCUUCAUCAACCAAAGCAUUUACUUGUUAUUAUGUGGACAGCUUGAAGGCAGACAUUGGCAUCUUAUACAUUUUCGAGCAUAAGUAAACUGCGUAAUCUAUAUCUGGUGCACUUUUGUUCAAUAAUCCCCCCGCAGAGCUAGUAUAGGAAAAAAAUUCAGUUUGCUUCUGAAACCAAAUAUAUCCGAGCCUGAGUGUGCUGUAUCGGGAGAACGAAUGACGAGGGAAACGAACCAAACAUUUCAUUCAUCGCGCCGGGCAUGAAUUAAAUUUCGUUUUCUUUCAAGUUCACGCAGGGAUGUCAAUUUUUUUGAGCUCUGCAUAGAUUCUUGAUAUCAUGGCAGGAACAGAUUUGGUCGGACAAGCUCAGUUGCCUGUUGAACUGCAGGCAGAGCACUUCGUUGCGUGCUUUCUGGAGGUACGCUGCGCGGUGCCGUUCAACAGGCCGACUGAGUUUGUCCGAUCAAACAUUAUGCUUUCCCAGCAAAUUGUAUGUACAACCACGAACUCAUUCAUUCGUAUAAAACACGUGCACAAAAUCUAUUGUACAAUCGUGCUACAUAUGCAAACACUAUUAACAUAGCGUCAAUGUACUAAUUGUCUCUUUCACUCCCCCAUUCGUCACUAGCGUUGACUAACUUUGCUUGGUACGUAUCUUCCACAUUGUACAACUGUAUACCGUUCGCUUUCUGAGCUUUCGUUGCGCAGAGAUGAAAAUUUUUUUAGCAAUAACUUCGUGAAUCGAUGGAAAGCGCAACGGAGGUUUAUUAUUUACGUUCAUUGAUUCCACGCCCAUCUACUUUGAUUCUACUAAUACAAAAUUCUACGUGACCCGAUAUAUGAAUAAAAACCACUGCCUUCGCUACAUUUAAAUAUAACUGUGCGGAAUAGAUUUGGUCACUCGACCAAGUUUCCGUUAAGACGAUUGUGUCGUUCUCAGCUUCCGAAAUUGCCAGAAAAAAAUGUGUCUAUUUUGGUCCUUAAUCCACGUACAUUUCGGUAGUAUAUGCGGAAGCUGACCGAAGUAGCACUGCUGAAAUGCGAGAAAUUGUUAGGUACAGCAGGUUCAAAAACAAUGUUAUACACGCCCCUUAUAAUAGGCAGCUCUGCCAUCAACGAUCUUAGGAACGUAACGAUUAUAAAGCAGGAUGUUAGUGGAGAGUUUAUCUGGUUCAGGAGGCGCCGGGACUCCUCAAUGGUUGUCAUUGGUUGUCGCCGAUCUGCAGUAACGAUUGUUGAUUCCUUACUGCUACGCCGACCAAAGUGAUAGUUGCUCCAGCCGAAACGUGUUGUUGGGCUGUUCCAAGAACUCCCUGAACAGAUGUCCGCUUGGUCAAGUUUUUCUUCCAGACAGGGUCCAGUCCAAUUUUGAACGAUAUGAAUGAUAUUUGUGGAACGUCUGUCUGUUUGGCGUGAUUUCUACUGUCUUCCUAGAAGUCGACAGGCCGACUAACUUUGCUCCCAGAAGGAGGAAAGGAGAAGAAGCGAAUACAGGAACGGUUUUCUUUCUGUUUACUCCGGAGUACUCCCAAUGUCUACAGGCACCUCAUUUUCACAGGUUAUAAGCGUUAUUUUCUCUUAGAUAUCAACCGAUUUGACCAAGCUGCGACGAAUGCUAACGAUCUUCUCCUGGUUUUAGCUGUAGAUAAAUAAAAAACGACCCCAAUCUCUUGGUUUAAGUAGAGAAUUUAUUUUAUCUCGUAAUAUUUUAUCGCGAUUAGAACCAAUACCUUCAUUUUUAAAUGGAUUUUAAUUUCGGAAAUUUCAUAUACACAAUCCUUUUUUUUAUCAUCAUACGUAAGUAGAAGAAUAUUUUUCGAAACUAUAUUUUCAACAUUGAAGAAUAACUGGUACUGAACGGAAGGGCCGGAGCAGCUCAUUAAACAAAUUUCUGAUCCACUUAAUAUGUGGUGACCGGUCUGCUCUGCCUUCCACGUCGAACGUUGUACCCAUUAGUUUGCUUUACAACAACAAAAAUUGUGUUCAAUUCUCAACGUUUCAUCCCUCAUCACGAAUAUAGGUCUUGUUUUACGCUAGUAAGUUAACGAAACUCUGUAACACAUAAUAAACACACUCACGUCGAACAAAUCAAGAUGAACGUUUUUCGAUAGGCCGGCGGUUUUUGAGCGGCUGCUCUGACGACCACGUGUGAAUUAUUUUUCGUUUGAUCUGUGAUUGUAUUUUCGCUUACAACUUAAGUGGAAUCGUAAUUUUAAGUCGAUUACUAUCUCUAUAGAAAUGUAUAGUUUGAAAUGGGUUCUCUUUGACCGAAAGCAGGCAAGUAAAUUUUGUUUCAUCAGAUCAAUUUUAUAGCUAGCCGGGGCUAGAGUUUCAGAUAACAUUAAAACAAAACAACACAUAAACUAUCUUAGGACAGAAAACAAAAAUAAAAUUAAUUGUCAAACCAAUCGUCUAAAAUAAUAAUUAGAGUAGCGUCUAAUGAUAGGAACAUGCGAGAUGUUGCAUACGUUUUUAAUUCUUCAUAGAUGUGUAAUUUCCGUGAUUCUGAAUGUAGGUGUUUUGUAGUGAAAGUUUUUUUUUGCCAGAACUACACAUGACGGAAUAUACAGCAGUAGCAAAAAAAUAAAAUAAAAAUAAAGUAAACAGUAAAAGAGAUAGCAAGAUAUUCAAUAUUUUUCUAGUUAUUCAACUAAGAGAACAUCAUUAGCUCCUUAGCUGAACGGAACGUACAGAUCUCAUUUAAAUACAAGUUGCUAACUAAACAUUAACGAUUUGUUGGAUUGAUAGCGAUGUUGGGCUAUUCGAACUAAAAUGACACUCGAACGCGUCGAAAUAUUACACUUGAAAGAAUGCAAAUAUCCCUUAUAGCUAUCACAGUAAAGUUAAGCAAACAAUAAAAAAAAUAUUGCAGGAAGUGUCUUUUUAAGAAUAGAUAUUCAGCAGCAAAAUUCUAGAUAUCGAUACACUCUUUAAUAUUAACAUUCUAAUAGAAUUACAAAUAGUACACAUACAUUUGGAAUGUUUUAGGUUGUAAACAGUUAAAUGAAGCAGAAGAAAAAAUUGUAAAUAGAGUUACGAGCGAAACAGAAAACAUGAUCACGUGUCUUAAAAUUUAGUAGCAGCAUAAAAAUAGAAACAGAUGAAAUUUGAAGAAAGGAAAAGAAAAAUCGUAAACUAUCAAUGUGUCUAUAGAUUGAAGUGACAACAUUCCAGCGAAGCUUUGAACUGAAUUGAAGAAUUAUAUUUGGUUUACAUUGGCUCGGUAAGUUUAAUAAGGCUAAGGCCGCGCUGUCAGAGUGAAUCUUAAUGUCAGUUUUGGGUUACUGCCGUCAGAUAUUUUCGGACUCACGCUGUAUGCCCCUUAAAAGAAUCUGCACUAAUCGUGGGAGAAGUUUGGUUAUAUAUCUAAAAUUAUUUGGCUUAACUUCUAAACUAUAGCCCGGCCAACUGCAACCACAUUCACUAAUCUAAUUUUGUUUAUAGAUCGAUCCUUCUGCAGCUAAAAAUUAUAUAAUACGAAUCUGCUGCUGCUGACCCACAGGAAUACAUGUCAUCAUUGAUUAUAUCAUAAAUCAGCAGGAAGACACGAAUGGUACCUUAUUAAUUUGCGGCGGAUUAACACUUACCUUCUCGAGAACUGUAAAUCAUGGAACCAUGCUUUAAAGGGGGAAUCUAUGGCAGAAACGUUCUUUGGACCCGGCGGUCUACGGUGUCUGUCAUCGUUCUGGUUGAAAUUGACACAAUAGUUUCGGAGUGGUAUUGUGCGAUACUUGGUAACCCUUCGCAGGGCAGUUUUCUAUGGAGAGUCGGUUUUUCCAGUUUCUAUGGAGAGUCGGUUUGUCGAUGGUGAACUUUCUUCGGAACAUGCCUGUCAGUAACGUACACCAGAGCGUUGGGAAUAGUUUGAACUACAAUGUUGUCGACAUCUUCGGGGUCCAGAAUAUUUAACCAAUCGAUGAUGUAAAAAAAGGUCUGCGCUACUACGAUGACCAGCUUUACGGUAAUCGUAGGAAACGGACACCGACAUUGAAAUCAUGCCGAUCAAUGGAGAAUGGUAUGCUACUGGUUUUACUAGAGGGAGUCAUCGCUAUUGAUGUAACAGAAACCCGAUCACUUAGAAACCAAGGAUCCAGGGGUCGGCUAUUUUAAUUGGCCUUCUCAUUGAUUUGUAGGAACAUGGCUGAACUAUAGCUGAGAAUAUACCUCACUUCACCUGAGUGGAGAACGGAAUGGGCAGAAUCCGGAUAAAGAUAUCCACGAAAUGCUAGGGAAAUUAAAAUCGCCUAGUACCAUGAUCUCAUCCAAUAUUAUUGAUUUUAGCGACCUCUAAGUUGUCUCUACUGUCACCAAUGUCGAUAAAUUUUGGCUGUAUCUCUUUGGGCUCAACCCGUUAGUCACAGACGGUGACCUGCUGAAAAUUUUAUCCCGUUGCGUAAGUGUAUCUGAACCAAUCUAUCAAGUACGACUUGUGUCGAAUGGCAAAAAUGUUGCCGGUAUGUCACUUGUGUCCUAUAAAACGACAUGAAAGCCAAAGCACGGGAUUCAUCAUCUUGGCCUGUCGGGUUACUAUUUCGGAAAUUAGAUGUAGAAACCUUCGGGUGCUACGGGCAGAUCACUAGAAAUUAGCAAAAAAUGCAUUUCAUUUCCAUUUUUGCAUAAACUUUGUACUCCCUUGCACAAAAGUCUGCUCAACAAACGUCCUACACUGAUCGUCAUUGUUCGACGUUUUGUUGAAUGUAGGGCUAGAUUUUUGUAGGGUUUUGACGUCUGAUACGCAACGCAAAAUACAUGAUGGAUUUCUAUUUUGAUGGAAAAAAUGCAUUUAAAUUCGCUGAUUUUUGAGAAUGCAUCACAAGCGAUCAACACCUAUUUCAGGUGUUUCCACCAGAGGCGAGUAUUUUAGCGAACUAGUUUUUCCUGCAGAAUAUCGAUGGAGUCGAUAGAGGAAUCUGGAUUUACUACCAGAACGUCAGGGGAUUAAAGCCCAAGAUCGAUGAGAUAUUUUUGGCUACGCGUAAAUCUAACUACGACAUCAUCAUUCUGACAGAGACUGAACUGGAGGACCGCAUCAGCUCACUUCAGUUAUUCGGAAAUUCAUUCAACGUUUUUCGGAGUGACCGAAGCUCCCUAACCAACAGAUAGAAUGAGCUUCGUAGGUGUAUUGAUAGCUGUGGUGCAAGAGCAUGUUAAAUCUUUAAUCGAAACGAGAGACGUCUGCUGCUUAGAGUAAGUGUGUGUGCAAGUGUCACCGUGCGCGGUAGGAAGAUUCUGCAGUGAGGUGGGUACAUCCCUCCCGAUAGAAGCCUAGAUAUGAAUGUCAUUGAUGCGCACAUUUCUUUCGUAAACGACCCAUUUCAUUGGAAACAGUCGUUCAUGUUCUCUGUUUAUAAAAGUGGUGAUCGUCGGAAUGUUAGAAACUACCGGGGCAUAACUAGCCUAUCUGCAGCAUCCAAAAUAUUUGACAUUGUGGAACACUUUCGUACUCUCGCGCACGAAAAGUUACAUUUCCACUGCUCAACAUGGGUUUAGGCCUGGACGAUCUGUAAGCACAAAUCUUCUAGAUUUUUCAUCAACUUGCAUGACGCAGAUGGAAGAAAAGGCAGUGUACACCGAUUUAAAAGCUGCAUUCUCUCGAAUUGACCACCGAAUUUUAUUAACAAAAAUGUCAUGGCCGGGCGCAUCAGGGAAUUUCGAUAAAUGGCUGGAUUCUUACUUGAGUGACAGAGUUCUACGUGCGCAGCUUGGCCCUUGAGAGGAAACUCUCAAUUUACGAACAAAUCUGGAGUCCCUCAUGGCAGCAAUAUGGGACCCCCACUGUUUGUAUUAUUCUUCAACGAUGCUCCUUUGCUGGGUGUAGGAUGCAAACUGGUUUACACAGAUUUUUUUUCGAUUAUAGAGGUUUUGACCUUAAGGUCAUUCGCCUCUUCGGGAUAGAAAAAUCUCUUAUGAAAAAUUUCUAAACCUAUGUGCGGGGUCGGGACUCGAACCCAGGUGCACUGCGUACAAGGCAAUCGAUUUACCAACUACGCUACGCCCACCCCACACCGAUUAUUUGAAAUUGUACCUUGUAGUCCGAUCUAUCAACGACUGCAUCGAUGUUCAAGAUCUUCUAGAUAAAUUCGAUAGCUGGUGUCGCAGAAACUGGCUAAUUAUUAGCAUUGCAAAAUGCCAAGUUAAAACUUUCCACCGCAUGUUCAGUCCGAUACGGUACGACUACCAAAUUGAUGGGCAAAGACUUACUAGAGUUGAUUGCGUCAGCGACCUCGGCGUUUUGUUGGAUACGAAGCUAACAUUCAAUCAGCAUCGCUCAGCUUUAAUUUCUCAAGCAACCCGACAACUUGAAUCUCAUUUUCAAAAUCGUUCGAAAUUUCGAGGAUCCCGAUUGUAUGACGGCGUUAUAUUGUUCGCUGGUUCGCCCACUACUUGAAAAUACUUCUUUGAUUGGAUACUUGAAAAUACUACUGGGCUUGGAGCAAGAAAAACGAAAUCUGGUUCCGAUACAAAACAAUUAACUUGCGGCAAUAGGAAGUUUGGAAGAGCAUUUUUCCACUCUCGCACACAGGACCGGGACAAUUGGUGAACGUUGGUUGCAGUGUUGUGACAAGGAGAUCGAAGGCUUUCAUAAUACAAGCGGCAGAGUAUCUCGGUACCCCAUUGGUCAAAUCUAUCCUGCCUUUGCUGGCCCAAAUUGAAUUCACGAACCAGUACUCCAAUCGGCCAACUAGACGCUUCGAGUGCAACAUCCUUCAGUUUGUCCGGACAGAAACCAAAAUUGAGUUGCGUUAGAUCGAUCUUGACCGAUGAAAUUGCUUUGGAUGUGUCGCUUAUUCCAAGGCAUUGUAGCAAUGUUUUCUUCUUUGUAUGGAUCGUGUCAAAACAGCUCAAAUAGAACCAAAAUUGCUCCCGUUCAUCAGUAACUAUUCUGAUUUACCGCUGAAUGGCUCUAGCACAACAGACUACACCUGCAGUAGUGUUACUUUUAGUACUAUUCUCGCGACUUUAUUUUCGAGUGGAAGUCGCUUGACAAAGGCCUCCUUUGAGCUAAAGAGCCAGAAUUAGCCGGAAAAUUAGUCGCAAUGGGGGUCGAGAGAUUUGAGACGAUCGCGCUCAACUUAGCUACAGCCUCACGCUACUUUUUCGUGUCCACGAUGGAAGCAGCGGUAGAAGUUUAGUUCUUGUGAAAACUGGACAGCUGACAAAGAUUUCAAUCGGCCCUAUUCUGCGCGGCGUGUGACGUGAGGUGACUAAACUCACCUCACUUUACGUGACUAAACUCACCUCACUUUACGUGACUUUUUUUACCCUAUUCUGAGAGUCGACUCGAGUGAGGUGAGAUUCCCCAUUGCGGUUAAAUGGACGUCUCACGUCACCCGAAGUGACUCUUCAGAAUUGGGUGAGAAAAGCCACUUAGAGUGAGGUGAGUAGUCGUCUCACGUCGCACGCCGCGCAGAAUAGGGCCGAAUAAAUGACUAUCAAUACAAUAAGACUUGAAAUGUAGAUGGCGAACGGAGUAAAUCUUUGCUAAACCAUAGAGGAGCAACCCACCAGUAGGAUUUUAUCUCAACAGAUGGUACUUAUGGCAAUAAAGCGGGUGUAUAAAAAAUUGUAUGGUGAACUAAUGGUAGAAAUAGAUAUUUUUAAAGCAGGAGGGUAGUUAUCCAAUGGAACGAUCACACUGGAAGCUUCACUCACAGAACACUCAGGCAAGGUAUUCCUACUGACGAAGUCAAGGUCAAGAAAACGAGAUUGGUGGUUGAAAAUCGUGCUUACUUGAUUAAGACCGGGAAAAGUCAUCCCGUCCAGAAGUAAGCGGUUGGCAAGGUUUGUUGUCGAGGAUAACGGGUUAGGAUAAGCGCAUCCACGUCCAGAAGAAACCCACAUGAGUCCUUCCGCAUUCCUUUUACAGUAAACGGCAAGUUACGGUGUAUAGCCCAGAACAAAUUUUCAACAACCUAUCGAUCGCCAACAUCUAGUUUAACCCGCUUAGCCGCCGCGUCGUUUACUAGGCUAGCUGGUUGAAAUCACCAAGGACUACCAUCACAUCGUUUGCAUCUGCCUGAGAAGUUCGCUUUAUAGAGUCUAGAUGGAGCUGCGUAAUAGAGCAGUCAAGUCAUUUUUCUGGAGCAAUGUAAACAGCUCGAAUAAAGUAGUUCUUCGUCUGCGUAGUAAUUUUCGUCCAAACAGCUUUAGUGCUUGAUGAACUACCCACACCAAAUUCACAGGAGGCAAGUGUGGAAGAAACAGCGAUCAAAACUCCCCCACCGCGAUCAUGGAUGCUGUUACAAGAGCUUCGAUACGCACUAGAAAACCGCCUAAGCAUCCCUGAAAAAUUGAAUCGAUAUAAUACGAUCAUCAAGCCAAGUUUCUAUCAGAACAUAAAUAUCGUAGUCACCGUCCAUAGCCAAGUCCUCGAUUUUCGUCUUUAAGCCUCUGACACUUUGGUAGUAAUACCGCAAACCGUCAGCGCCAAGUGUCUCGAGACACAUUGCAAGGACGUGAUGUACCCGAGGGCAUGCUAGAAACCAGAAGGUUUUCAGAGAGCGGAUCGUCAUUUAAAGCCAAAUACUCGUCUGAGAAGGGAGUUCGCUAGACCCCUAAAAACUUAAGUGCUUAACAACUAUAUUGGUACUGAAACAUUUUCUAUUUUUGGUAUUAUUUACCUAAAAAGCAUAGUCCUCUGAUUAAUGGCAUAAUUGUUCCAUUAGCACAAAUAUUUCUUCGGGGAAAAAUAGAAACUAAUCUGGUUUUUCUCACUUCGAGCUGAAUGUUACUUAGGACCUUUUGAAUAAGUAUUCUCGUUUUAUAUCUUUUUUGUUCCCACAUUUCUUCACUUUUUUUUUUGAAUAUGUGUCAAUUUAAUGAUCCGGGCUAUAACCGUAAAGUUACGUCUCUUGAAUGAAGAUUUUCGCUGUAAUUAUUCUUAUUUGUUAAAUAUUUCGCGAACGUAGGAUUUUUUGAGGACUCUUUUCCAAAUUUAUUCUUCAACUAAAAUGUUUUUUUAAUUUGUAAUUCGCGGUGAGAAAAGUUCUGAGAAAUAAAUUUUCAACAAUAAUCCGCUUAAAAAAGUAAAUAACCUGCAUACCCCAAAAAAUCCUAUUUGUUGGAAAUUACGCCUACUCAUCUUAUUAUUUAUUUAAAGCAUUCGAAUAGCUAGAAUUUUUCCUGCAUAGGAUAAUACUACCCAUGAUCGCAUAGUUGUCCCGUUUUCUAUGGGAUUUCCUAUCUUUAUGGGACUGAUAUGCGAUCAUGGGCAGAAUAGAAGGGUACAGACAGCAAGCUAUUUUUAUAUUCACUAUUUGUAGUAUUUUUGAACAAAAAUCCAAAAUUGUAUAGAACAGUUCAGAAAGAUCUUGCUCAUGCUGGAAUGUUUUAGGAAGUAAAAGACUUACAUUUUGCACCGAAAGUUUAUCGGUUAAGCGGCUUUUCAUUUGGAAAUUUGUCCCAUAUUUUUUGUUUUAUACACGCAUUUCUAAAUCCAAUACCCGAGUUAGAAUCAUCUUAGGUGAAGUAUGUGGACUGUAUAUAGACAAAAAGAUGGAUUACGAAUUAGGCUAAAUUGGCUCAAAUAGGUUGCAGAAAAGGGAAACCAAGUACGUCGAAACAGAUUUGAGACGUCAGCUAACGUAGAUUAUACUACACUUGUGGAAGUAUUCGCCAUGUUUAGAGCAUCAAAUCGACAUAACUCAUCGCAGAACGUGUACAUGCAUGUUCAGCCACAAAUUAGGUUGUCAUCGUUUCACUUUGAUUUUUAUCACUCUGACGUUUAUAGGAAAGAAAAACUGAAAUAUACCUCUAUUUAUUAAAAUAACGAAAGUAAAAUGAAAGCAAAAUACAGUAACUCUGUUAUUUAUAGUGAGGCAGUAAAAUAUAGGCAUUCGAUUACGGAAAAUUUGUGGUAGAAUGUUUCGCUUGCGCGUAGGCGACAAGUUUCUAGCCGCGAGCAAAGCAUCUAUCGCACAACACACGAAAGCACGAGUGAUUGUCUCCGAAACGCAGCAUCCAUUGCAAUAAACCGUCAUAAAACAGAAGAAAAAAAAACUAUGUUUCAACUCAGAGCGUAAAUAUUUAUUAGCAACUUAUAAAUAUAAAGAAAAUCAGAUUUUUUUUCGAGACACUGUUACUAAAUAGUAUACACAUUCAAACACAUACACACAUGCGCAUACUGGAUUCAAUCUGUGACUCUACGUUUAAUUUCUGUUUCGCCAAUCUACACUAGCAUUAGUUGUUGGAAAUGAUUCACACCGUCUCACACCGUUACCUGUUCAUCGCAUGUUGCACAACUGGACAGCUUAUCGAAACAUUCAUUUUGAUUUUGAAAAGACAAGAAGAACAAUUCACACAUACACACACUCUACAAGAUAAGUUUACACAAUUUUUCGAAGGGAUAAAAUCAGAACAUAAGUAGAAUAAUUAAAACUUAAGGAAAUACAUAUUUAAAAGUUCAAUAUACAUAUACACAGAAAAAUAAAUAUAUAUACACACAUUACACAUACACGUACAUCUAUAUAUUGAAAGAAAAGCAACAAAAUAUUACAAUAUAUAUAUUUGAAGAUGUAAGUCUGCGAGUUUUUAACAUAACUGUAUGAAAUAAUAUGAAAUAAACAUAAAACCUAAUCUACAACAUUAAGACAUUAUCGAACAGGAAAUAUAUUGCAAACAGAAACAAGAAGCGAAGCGAAAAAAGUAAACCGGUCGCCUCGACACAACACACAUUCGCCCGAAGGGUAAAACAUCUUUUGAAACCGAACUCACUCGCGCUGUAUGUCGCCGCCUGUAUGGUGAAUGUGUAAGGUUUAGGCUAGCGGCUGAGGUACACUUUGGCGGCCGUAAAAGGAAAUUAUUUGAAAAUAAAG
Topomyia yanbarensis is the source of this 22989-nucleotide messenger RNA. RefSeq names its product zinc finger SWIM domain-containing protein 8 homolog (gene Dora). Lineage: Eukaryota; Metazoa; Arthropoda; Insecta; Diptera; Culicidae. The transcript has 5 exons. The coding region runs from base 1141 to 5841 and encodes 1566 amino acids. Gene Ontology annotation, cellular component: Cul2-RING ubiquitin ligase complex. The record is from RefSeq and is a predicted model, not a curated record.